GGUGCCGGUUCCCCGGUUCCGGUGCCGCCGCCCCGCCCCGCGCCGCCGCUGUUCGCCGCCGCCCCCGCCCCGCAGCCAUCGCGGCGGCCGGGAUGGUGCCGGGAUGGCCCGGCCCGGAGACACCUUCCCGCUGCACCGGCUCGUCUGGCACAACCGGCACCAGGCGCUGGACAGCGCCCUGCGCUCCGGGGCGCACGACGUGGAGCUGCCGGACCCCCGAGGACGGACCCCGCUGGAGCUGGCCGUGUCCCUGGGCCACCUGGAGUCGGCGCGGGUGCUGCUGCGGCACAACGCCAACGUGGGCCGCGAGAACGCCGGCGGCUGGACGGGAGGCAGUGAGCACUGGGGACCCCGAGAUGGUGCAACUGGUGCUCCAGUACCGCGACUACCAACGGGCGACGCGGCGCCUCGCCGGCAUCCCCGAGCUGCUCAGCAAACUACGCCGGGCAUCCGACUUCUACGUGGAGAUGAAGUGGGAGUUCACCAGCUGGGUGCCACUGGUCUCCAAGGUCUGUCCCAGUGAUGUCUACCGCGUCUGGAAGCGCGGUGAGAGCCUACGGGUUGACACCACGCUGCUGGGCUUCGAGCACAUGACGUGGCAGCGCGGCCGCCGCAGCUACAUCUUCAAGGGAGAAGAUGAAGGAGCGGUGGUGAUGGAGGUGGACCACGACAAGCAGGUGGUCUACACGGAGACGCUGGCCCUGGCCCUGCACGAGCCUGACCUGCUGCUGGCGGCCAUGCAGCCCUCGGAAGAGCACGUGGCCGGGAGAUUGACGUCCCCCAUCGUCUCCACGCACCUCGACACCAGGAACAUCGCCUUCGAGCGGAACAAGUCAGGGAUCUGGGGGUGGCGCUCAGAGAAGAUGGAGGUGGUCAGCGGCUACGAGGCCAAGGUGUACAGUGCCAGCAACGUGGAGCUGGUCACCAAGACGAGGACGGAGCAUCUCUCUGACCAGGACAAGUCACGCAACAAAGGCUCCAAGACCCCAUUCCACUCGUUCCUGGGCAUCGCGCAGCAGCAUGGCACCCACAAUGGGGCGGCCAGCCCCACCAACCCCACGGCCAUCACCCCCGAGGAGUACUUCGACCCCAACUUCGACCUGGAGACACGCAACAUCGGGCGCCCCAUCGAGAUGUCCAGCAAGGUGCAGAGGUUCAAGGCGACGCUGUGGCUGUGCGAGCAGCACCCGCUGUCACUGGCGGAGCAGGUGACGCCCAUCAUCGACCUCAUGGCCAUCUCGAACGCCCACUUCGCCAAACUCCGUGACUUCAUCACCCUCAAGCUGCCUCCUGGCUUCCCCGUGAAGAUUGAGAUCCCCCUCUUCCACGUCCUCAACGCCCGCAUCACCUUCAGCAACCUCUGUGGGUGCGACCAACCGCUGGGCUCCGUGCGGGUCUGCGCCCCCACCCAGCCCCCCAGCACCCACCCCCCCGGCCCCAAAGGCUGGCCGUUCCCAUGCGAGGUGGAGGCGGGGGUGUUCGAGGUGCCAGCGGGGUACACGGUGCUGGGCGCGGGGCGCAGCGAGCCCCUGCGGGACGAGGACGAUGACCUGCUGCAGUUCGCCAUCCAGCAGAGCCUGCUGGAUGCAGGCACGGAGACCGACCAGGUGACCAUCUGGGAGGCACUGACCAACACCCGGCCCGGCUCGGAGCCGCCCCCGUACGACGAGGAGCUGCAGCUGGAGCGGGCGCUGCAGGAGAGCCUGCUGCUGCAGGCGGGUCCUAGCGCCGCCGCCCCGGCCGCUGGCAGCCCCCCGGAACCCGGGGCAGGACCCCCGGCGCCCCCCGGCGGGAUCGGCGGCAGCUUCGCGGAGCAGCUGCGCUUGGCCAUGGCGCUGUCGGAGCGCGAGCAGGAGGAGCGGGAGAGGCGGCGGCGGGAGGAGGACGAGGAGCUGCAGCGCAUCCUGCGCCUCUCCCUCACCGACAAGUAGCCACGGGGGCUGCUCGGGGGCGACACCUCCCCCCCGGCAUCGCAAGGCAUGGGUGGACACCCCGACACAGGCACAGCCUGGGGUGCCCCCCCCACCUCGUGCCAGGGCCCCCCUGGCUGCGGGCACAGUGGGGGGAAUCGAUCCAGGGAUCCUCCUACCCCCGGCCCCCCCAAACUGGGCCCCGAGGGACCCCGCUGUGGGGACCCCAGCCCCAAGGACACCCCCGGCCCCAGGAUCCCUCCCCCGAUCUCUUCGCUGUUGUACCCCGGGGGGGGGGGGCAGGGUGGAGCCGGGGGUCCCCGUGGGAUGUGGUUGAGUCCUGUUUAAAGGCCCCCCCAAACGUGGGGGCUGCGGGCACCCCCCAGGCCUCUCGGUGGCAGUGGAAGGGGGUCCCCAAAUGUAUGUACAGAUCCAUAUACAGAGAGCUAUAUGUACGGGUGUGUGUGGAGUG
Molecule: messenger RNA, 2382 nt
Organism: Cuculus canorus (common cuckoo)
Lineage: Eukaryota; Metazoa; Chordata; Aves; Cuculiformes; Cuculidae
Gene: ANKRD13D
Product: ankyrin repeat domain 13D
Exons: 14
Coding region: 93-1931 (612 amino acids)
Cellular component (GO): cytoplasm
Molecular function (GO): protein binding
Source: RefSeq, a predicted model, not a curated record